CCCAAUAUGGCGGCCCCCAUGUAAACGUUUUGUUGCGUUACUGAAAAGUAGAUACUUAAAUUACUGUCCGAGACAGUCUAGGUUCCUUGGAUAUCGUAAAUUACAGUUACUUAAAAUGGAAGUAGGGGACGACAGACGUGACAGGAAACGCGAAAGGUCCAGAUCCAGAGAGAGGAAAUCUAAGCGCCCAAGAUCCCGAAGCAGAGACAGAAAGCGAUCUCGAAGUCGUGAAAGGGGAAGAAACAGAAGCAGAAGCAGAGAACGAAGAAGCAGGAGUCGUGACCGCAAUAGGCGCAAACACAAAGACAGCAAGGAAAGUAAAGACAGCAAGAAAGACUCAAAAGAUUCUGUGAAAAAAGAGAAAGAUAAAGAAACCAAGAAAGUAGUGCCUUUAUCGUUGGAAGAACUUCUCGCCAAGAAGAAAGCAGAGGAGGAAGCACUUAGCAAGCCAAAGUUUUUAACAAAGGAAGAGCGAGCUGCUGAAGCACUGAAGAGAAGACAAGAACAAGUGGAACUACAGAGGAAAAAACUGGACGAAGAAAGACAAAAACAGAAGGAGUUUUUAUUAGCGGGCAAAGAUUCUUAUGGUGACCGUUAUGAUCGAGAGAGAGAAAGAGAACGUGAAAGAAGGGAAAGGCAGCGUGAGAGGGAGAGACAGGAGCGGGAACGUGAGCGUCGUGGUGAAUCAGGACGAGGCGAGGACACAGGAGACAGAGUUAAAGUCUUAGAGGGCAAGGAUAAAGAGAAGGAGUCCGAGGCGAUAAAGGAACGCUAUUUGGGAAUCAUCAAGAAAAAGCGUCGUGUACGUCGUCUGAAUGACCGGAAGUUUGUGUUUGACUGGGAUGCUGGAGACGAUACAUCCCAGGAUUAUAACCCUAUCUACAAGGAGAAACAUUCUAUACAGUUCUUUGGUCGUGGACAGGUGGGAGGUAUUGAUAUGAAGCAACAAAAAGUAGACCAGUCCAAAUUCUAUGGAGACUUGUUAGAGAAAAGAAGAACUGAUGCUGAAAAAGAACAAGAGAAGAAGAGAAUAAAGAAUGUAGCCAAAAAAGAGGCGAAACAGAAAUGGGACGACAGACACUGGAUGGAGAAGUCAUUAACAGAAAUGGCCGAGAGGGAUUGGCGAAUAUUUAAAGAGGAUUAUAACAUUUCCUGUAAGGGGGGUCGCAUCCCGAACCCAAUCAGGAACUGGAAGGAAUCGACUCUCCCAUCAGAGCUCCUUGAUGUUAUCGAUAAGAUUGGUUAUAAGGAACCAACCCCUAUCCAGAGACAAGCCAUUCCCAUUGGUCUACAGAAUCGUGACAUAAUCGGCAUCGCCGAAACUGGCAGUGGUAAAACGGCUGCUUUCCUCAUCCCUCUACUCAAGUGGAUUCAGUCUCUUCCUAAGAUAGUCAGGAUGGAGGAGGCCGAUCAGGGACCCUACGCUAUCAUUUUAGCUCCGACUCGUGAACUGGCCCAGCAGAUCGAGGCCGAGACCAUGAAGUUCAGUGUGAACUUAGGUUUUCGUACUGUAGCCAUAAUAGGUGGUAUCUCAAGGGAGGAACAGGGAUUCAAACUACGACAAGGAUGUGAGAUUGUGAUUGCUACCCCUGGACGUCUUAUUGAUGUAUUAGAGAACCGUUACCUUGUUCUGAAUCAGUGUACAUAUGUGGUUAUGGACGAGGCAGAUCGUAUGAUUGACAUGGGUUUCGAGCCUGAUGUACAGCAUAUCCUUGAGUACCUGCCUGUUACCAACAUGAAACCUGACACGGAAGACGCAGAAGAUGAUGAAAAGAUGCUGGAAAACUUUAACACUACAAAAAAAUACAGACAGACCGUCAUGUUUACCGCCACCAUGCCGCCCCCUGUUGAGCGUCUGGCACGUACCUACCUUCGGAGGCCAGCUGUUGUAUAUAUUGGUUCCGCUGGUCGUCCUACGGAGAGGACGGAACAAAUCGUACACAUUGUCACAAGUAACAUGAAGAGAAAGAAGCUUCUCACUAUCCUGGAACAGGGAAUCGAUCCACCCAUCAUCAUUUUUGUCAACCAGAAGAAGGGUGCAGAUGUACUGGCAAAGUCACUCGAGAAGAUGGGAUACAGUGCAAUCACACUCCACGGAGGGAAGGGACAGGAGCAGAGAGAGUUCGCUCUGUCUAGUUUGAAAAACGGCACAAAGGAUAUCCUGGUCGCAACAAAUGUGGCAGGACGUGGUAUCGACAUCAAGGAUGUCUCCAUGGUGAUCAACUAUGACAUGACAAAGAGUAUAGAAGACUACACUCAUCGUAUUGGUAGAACUGGACGUGCCGGCAAGAAUGGUAUAGCUGUGACCUUCUUAACUCAGGAUGAUUCGCCAGUAUUCUAUGACCUCAAACAAACUAUCUUAGCUAGUCCUAUCUCAACAUGUCCCCCAGAACUAGCUAAUCAUUCCGAAGCCCAGCAUAAACCGGGCACAGUUGUACAGAAAAAACGUAAAGACGAGACCAUAUUUCUCACAUAAGUUAGAAUUGUGCAAGAAACUUCAGUGAGGAAAUGCCAGCCAUCUGAAUCAUUUCUGUUAGACAUUCAUGACAUUUUAUGGUAUAAAUUUGAGCAUUACAAACUAAGAAAAAUAUGUUCAACACUUACUAUUAGCAAUAUUUUCUUUGAGCUAUUCCAUAAUUAUUUGUGUGGUAGGGGUGGAAGGCACUUCUAUCAAAGUUUGAUGGGUGGAUGGGGGAAAACUCCAUUUCCCUAAUUAAGAUGUUUUAUAUUAUAUGGGUGAUGUGGUCUCUGAAAAAUGCCUCCCAGCCCGCCUGCUCAGAUAGCUAUAAAACAGCCGUUAGUAAACAGUAAACCUAUUGGUAACAGUAUACCUAUUGGUAACAGUAUACCUAUUGGUAAACAGCCGUUAGUAAACAGUAUACCUAUUGGUAAACAUCUUGAAAGGGAGACAAAGUCUCCAAUAGUGUCAUCAAGAUUUUAUGGAGACUGAAUUAUAAUCAGUGAAAAAAUUUCAGUUUGAAAUGUCAAAGUGUAUUAAAUAAAUGUCUUUAAAAACAA
This is a messenger RNA of Pecten maximus, 3018 nucleotides long. Its product is annotated as probable ATP-dependent RNA helicase DDX23. The coding region runs from base 116 to 2476 and encodes 786 amino acids. The record is from RefSeq and is a predicted model, not a curated record. The transcript is spliced from 14 exons. Gene Ontology annotation, cellular component: catalytic step 2 spliceosome. Gene Ontology annotation, biological process: mRNA splicing, via spliceosome. Gene Ontology annotation, molecular function: ATP binding; RNA helicase activity; RNA binding. Lineage: Eukaryota; Metazoa; Mollusca; Bivalvia; Pectinida; Pectinidae.